Schizophyllum commune H4-8 is the source of this 1847-nucleotide messenger RNA. RefSeq lists its product as uncharacterized. Bases 75 to 1730 code for a protein of 551 amino acids. The record is from RefSeq and is a predicted model, not a curated record. The transcript is spliced from 17 exons. Gene Ontology annotation, cellular component: membrane. Gene Ontology annotation, biological process: amino acid transmembrane transport. Lineage: Eukaryota; Fungi; Basidiomycota; Agaricomycetes; Agaricales; Schizophyllaceae. Gene Ontology annotation, molecular function: amino acid transmembrane transporter activity.
CGGCCCCUCGCACUCCUUGACUUCAUACCACGACCACCAGCAUCUCCGCGUAUCCACUCGAAACACGGUACACGAUGUCGGUGGCCAGCGAGAAGAGCGAGAAGAUGUCCCGGCCGUAUAGCUCGGAGGGCAAGCCCGAGGAGGUGGUCUCUACGGACAUUGAGGACUCGCGCCCGUAUGGCGAGCCAGCGCCGCUGAAGCGCGCGCUGAAGAACCGGCAUGUGGCGAUGAUCAGUAUUGGCGGUGUCAUCGGGACGGGCCUUUUCCUGGGUACCGCGCAGUCCUUGCACAAUGGUGGACCCAUCGGCCUCGUUCUUGGCUACAUCACGAUGGGCACCAUCUGCUAUAGCGUCAUGGUCUCGUUGGGAGAGAUGAUUGCCUACCUGCCCAUCGCAGGUGGCCACAUCAAGCUCGCGGAACGUUUUGUCGACCCCGCGCUGUCCUUCACCAUGGGAUGGAACUACUGGUACAACUGGACUAUCCUCCUGCCUGCCGAGCUGUCUGCCUCCGCUAUCCUCAUGAACUAUUGGGUCAGCCCAGAGAAUGUCAACAACGCCGUCUGGAUAACAAUGUGUCUCGUUGUCGUUGUCUUCAUCAACUUCCUCGGAGCAGGCGCCUACGGAGAAGCAGAAUUCAUCUUCGCCUCCAUCAAGGUUAUCACUAUCGUCGGCCUGAUCAUCCUCGGCAUUGUGAUCGACCUUGGAGGAGGCCCGAACCACGACCGCCUUGGGUUCAGAUACUGGAAAGACCCCGGUCCGUUCGCGCAGUAUCACGACAUCCAGGGUGCGAAGGGCCAGUUCCUGGGCUGGUGGGCGGUGAUAUCGCAGGCUGCGUUCUCCUUCAUUGGCACUGAGAUUGUUGCUAUCGCUGCUGCCGAAGCCAAGAACCCGAGGAGGAAUCUUCCGCGCGCGAUCAAGCGGGUGUACAUUCGUAUUCUCCUGUUCUAUAUCUGCGGAACGAUUGUGAUCGGUCUCCUUGUUCCUUCCAACAACGAGCGUCUGGUCAGCGGCAGUGGCACUGCGUCCUCAUCUCCCUUCGUCAUCGCCAUCGAGAACGCAGGAAUCAGCGUCCUGCCUCAUAUCGUCAACGCUUGCUUGCUCACCUCUGCGUGGUCUGCUGCGUCUAGUGACUUGUACACUAGCUCUCGCGCACUCUACGGUCUCUCCGUCGCCGGCAAUGCGCCCAAGAUCUUCCAGAGGACGACGCGGUGGGGCCUGCCCUACGUGGCGCUCAUCUUCAGCACUGCCUUCGCGCUUCUGGCGUACAUGUCCGUUGACAAGAACGCCGGAGAGGUCUUCAACUGGUUCCAGAACAUGACUGCGAUUGCUGGCAUGAUGACCUGGUUCGGUAUCUCCAUCACGUAUCUUCGCUUCCAUGCUGGCUGCAAGGCGCAGAACAUUGACCGCAAAAAGCUGCCCUAUUGGAAUAGAAUAAAUCCUUACGCGGCGUGGUAUUCGCUCGUCGCGACGUUCGUUAUCUGCUUCUUCAGCGGAUGGAGCGUGUUCCUUCGGGGUAAUUGGGCGACUGACACGUUUGUCACCAACUACUUCCCUCUAUGGCUGUUCCCGAUAUUGUACAUCGGCUCGAAGCUGUACUACCGCCAGCCGAUAGUGAAGGCUAGCGAGAUGGACUUUGUGUCCAAUAUCGCGGAGAUUGAGGCCGACUGCGCUAACGACCAGGAAGCGCCGCCGAGGAACAAGUUCGAGGCGUUCUGGCGGUGGCUGAUGUGAUGACCGACCUUGUACUUCCUACUAACGUUGUCUGUAAUGUGCUGUAUCCAGCCUACUAGAUGAUCAUGUUGUUUACGGCGUAUGCCUACCAAUCUACUCGAGCGCCUGAUAGAUUCA